AUGGCGCGGUCCUCCCUGGCAGGUGCUGCUGGCGACCGCCAGCCGACAAAACCCUGGGAGGCAGGCACGCGACUGUGUGACCCGCCCCAGCAGAAGUCAGUUGCCCUCACUGGCCACCAAAGCCCCGGAGGUGUGCGUGUGGCUGGUAGGAAUCUUUCCACAUACAGCUUUACAAAGGUCCCUUUCAGAGAUGCAGCCAGAGACUCUGAGGACCUUCUUGGUGUGAUAGUGCAAGCAGGGCAAAAGACGGUGUUGCCCGCUCCCCAGAGUGAUCCAGCCCUGAGUUCCCAGCUCUGGGCUGCUGGUUUCCACCCCGUGUCACGGCCACCCUGGCAGCAUGCACUGAGCACGGAUUCAGCCCCAGGUUCCCUGCGUGCUGCUGGUUGGCUGCCUGUGCUCGGACAACCUGGCGGCAUUCUCCGAGUACUGAUACAGCCCUGGGCUCCCUGCACGGCUGCUGGUUUGCUCCCAGUGCCCCGGCAACCCAGGAGAGCCAUCAGUAAGUUCAGGCUUCAGAAGAGGCUUGCCUCUAGUGUCCUCCAUUGUGGCAAAAAGAAGGUCUGGUUGAACUCCAAUAAGAUUAAUGAAAUAGCCACUGCCACCUCCUGUCAGCAGAUCCAGAAGCUGAUCAAAGAUGGGUUGAUUAUCCACAAGCCCAUGACUGUCCAUUCCCAAGCUCCAUGCUGGAAAAACACCUUAGCCCGCCAGAAGGGCAGGCAUAUGGACAUAGGUAAGCGGAAGGGUACAGGCAAUGAAAGAAUUCCUGAUAAAGUGACCUGGGUGAGGAGGAUGAGGAUUCUGCAUCGGCUGAUGAGAAGAUACCAAGAAUCUAAGAAGAUUGACCACCACAUGUAUCACAGCCUAUACCUGAAGGUGAAGGGGAAUGUGUUCAAAAACAAGCAGAUUCUCAUGGAAUACAUCCACAAGCUGAAAGCAGAUAAGGCUCACAAGAAGCUCCUAGCUGAACAGGCUGAAGCCCGCAGGUCCAAGACCAAGAAAGCACGUAAGCAUCAUGAAGAACACCUCCAGGUCAAGAAGGAGGAGAUCAUCAAGACUCUGUCCAAAGAGGAAGAGACCAAGAAGUAGAACUCUCCCCCUCUUGUCUGUAAAUAG
Otolemur garnettii (small-eared galago) is the source of this 1113-nucleotide messenger RNA. Its product is annotated as 60S ribosomal protein L19-like. Gene Ontology annotation, molecular function: RNA binding; structural constituent of ribosome. The transcript is spliced from 4 exons. Bases 1 to 1086 code for a protein of 361 amino acids. Gene Ontology annotation, cellular component: cytosolic large ribosomal subunit; ribosome. NCBI's taxonomy places the organism in Eukaryota, Metazoa, Chordata, Mammalia, Primates, Galagidae. Gene Ontology annotation, biological process: translation. The record is from RefSeq and is a predicted model, not a curated record.